UAUAAUAAAUAGAUGUUUCAGUCAACAGUCCAAGCAGUCGUGAGGGUUUUCUGGCCGCAAAGAAUCAAAGCAAUUUCCCAGCAACUAAGUCUUCUCGAGUCGGAGGAGAAAAUUCUUCACCAUAUUCAUCAUUACAAAGAACUCCAUCAUCGUCAUCAUCAUCAGCAGUGCCGCCGCCGACAAGUACGAACUCCGGCUAGCUGCCGCAUCAUCUGAGAUUCUUGCCGGUGCGAUGUACUAAAGGUUGACUGUGCUGUGACUGAGUGAGGCUAAGGCUGACCAUAGAAAACUUUUUACCCCACCCCACAUACAGAAGUUUUCGAACAUGAAAAAAAGUCAAGAUUGGCCGUAGAGAUUCUCCUCUUUGGGUCGAGCCAGUCGGAGGCUAUAUAAAUACGUGCGGAGAAGAUAUUAACCCGAGUCUCUUCGACAUUAAUGAUACGGUUAAGUCUUCGUGACCUUGGUGUGAUUUAGUACUACCGUCUCCUGUUUUUUAGUUCACGCCUUUUCAAACUUCUAAGGACUAAAGUUUAAAAAACAAGAGAAACUUUCCUAAAACAAUUAAAAUUUUUAAAUAAUUAAAAUUUUAAUAAUUUGGUGCACUCAAAGACAUUCUAACUGGUUCUAAAAUAAUCAUGUUCUGUCCUAUUUUAAUUUUAAAUAAAAUUUUUAAGUAAAAGUGCUAAUUUAAAAUAUUUGUAAAAUUUUUAAACAAUUUCCGGAGGAGAGUUGAAACCUAAACGAACCUUACGAAAGACGAUUCGUAUUAGAUCGAAAAGUGCAUAAGGACCUAAAUUCAAAAUGAAAAAGCAACUGGGUCCAAGUUGGAACCGGCAAUGGUCACCACAUGCAUUACUUACACUCGCCGUCAUCAUUAUCUCAUCAUGCAUCUCAAUAUGCAACGCAGCACCAUUGCAUGAGUCAACCGACCUAGAACAGUAUUCAGGCACUUGUUACUACAAUUACAACCAUUACAACGAAGGUGACAGAAUUCUAACAAACGAGCCAUGUCUCAACUGUACAUGCCACAAUCAAAUGUUGAUGUGCUACCUAAGAGUGUGUCCAUUCACCAAACCAAUAGGUCACGAUUGUGUAGUGGAGAAACGCGAGGACCAAUGCUGCCCAAUCAUCACUUGCCCUGACGUUCCAGUAGAAUUGGUUGAUCACAAAAGCGAUUCAAAGAAUGAAAUUGGCUUCGCUGAGAAAUAUGGCUGCUACAUCGAGAACAAAUUCUAUCCCGAAGGAGCUCAAGUACCAUCAAACCCUCACAAACCAUGCGAACUUUGCUACUGCAUCCGCAAUAGGACUUCAUGUUUAAUGCAAGAGUGUACUCUACAUGUUGAUGGAUGUCAGCCAAUUUAUAACCGCGGUGUCUGCUGUCCUGUUCGAUAUGAUUGCGAACACGAUUCAAUCAUCAGUGGCGGACCGUACCUGGAAGACUCCCACACUACCGUUCGUCCAACUGAAGGAUUUAUCUUGACCACGUUGCCAUCAAUUAAGGACAGUAGCAGUUGUGUCUAUAACGAUGAAACAUUUGCUGAUGGUGCUCUAAUCCCAGACACAAAACCAUGCGAACAUUGCUACUGUAUGAAGGGUGAUAUUGUGUGCGCUGUACAAGAAUGUGCCAUACCUAUAGAGCAUCCCAAUGGAAAGAAUUGUACAUAUUUGCCACCACCGGCAGGAGAGUGUUGUCCACAAUCAUAUAUUUGCCAAGAUGAUGACAUUAUUCAUAACAUCCUAGAUGAGAAACAUGAUUUAGAAUCAUCCCAUGUGGAUGGUGCGAUUACAACCGUAGCAUCACUAGGUGCACAGGAAGAGGGCGGCGAGGAAACUGGAACAACUGAAUCGAGUGGAGAUUUGCAUCAUAAAUUGCAUGAAACUGUUUCGGAAGAAGAUGUCCAACUUCAAGAGCAUAUUGAUGACAUAAUUCAAACUAGCACUGUUAAAUCGUCGGAACCUGAAGCCAACCAAGAAGGUGCUGAAGGCACAACAAUUUCUUCAACUGGAAACAUUAAAUUUGCUCAAGAAGCCACAACACAACUUCCUGAAUCCCAAACUCAUCAUGAGGAAGAGGGUGAACCCAUCCAUGAAGCCGAGCAUCCAUUAGAUAUAAUCGACUCCACACAACGUCCAGUUGAAGACCUUGCAACGGAACAACCUAUCAAAUCGGAGCAAGGAAUAGAACAAGAAUUGACUCCAACCACAGAUAGUUUAGAAAGUACUUAUCUCACUCCAAAUGAAAUUGUUCCAAUAAUUAUUCCUGGCGAAGGUGAUUGUCUAUACAACAAUGUUACCUACAAGAACAACACAGAAGUUCCUAGCGUUACGAAGUGCGAUGAACACUGCAUCUGUCUUAGUAGCAUCAUUAAAUGCAGAAAAGUUGAAUGCGUUGUUGCUCUCGGAGCUAAUUGCAGAGUUGUUGAAAGCAGCGAUCCUGACGCUUGCUGUCCAACAUAUGAAUGUGAGCAGGAUGAACCCACUAAAGACCAUGCAACCGAACAAGCAAUCGAUGAAGAGAAACCUGCCACAACUGUUUCUUCUUUGAGCUUAGAACAGGAAGAAAGUGCUACAGUUGGUGGUGAAGACUCCGAAAAGAAAGACCACAUCGAAGGAGAACUUGCUCCAGGAGAAUCUGCUCAACCAGGAGAAUCACAAUCCGAACACGAACUUUCCGAACCAUUGCCAACCAAGAUUGUUCCAUCUGAAACAGUGGGCGCUCAAGAUCAAGUAGAAGUAGAAGAACAACAUGCUGAAAGUGGCCAAGCGCUAGAAGGAGGGCUAAUCACAGAUCAUACUGAAUCCAACCUUCAAGGUGCUGACGAACAAACCCCUAUCACACAUAUUCAAGAACAAGAAAGCACAGAUAGCCCUGCAAUAUUGAGCCCACAAAUCCCUGAAGGCGAACAAGAACAAGGAUUGCCACAAGGUGCUGGAAGUGACGAAAAAGAGGAAAGCGCUCAUCCGGAUCAUACUGAAGCCAGCGAGCAAUUGCACCCUGAACAGCCAGCCGAAGGUCAUGAAGAAAAUGCUAACCUCGAACCAGAAUCUGCACAACCAACAGACUCUCCUCAGACUGAAAGCGCCCAUCUUCCUACAAUCGGCGUAGAAUCUGAAGCAAAACCAGAAUCACAUACAGAAUCUAGUGAAAGCAUUAUCGAUCAAGAACCCGAAAAGGAUAUUUCUCAAUCCCCCAUUACUGAAAUUAGCCCUGAAACACCAGAAACGUAUUCAGAGGACUUAGGUCUCCAACAACCAACUACAGGCAAGCCGCCAUUGAUCCACUAUCCUAUUCCGGGAGAACAAGACGCUGAAAAGGAGCACGGCACGACCGAAAAGAUCGUUGAACAAGAAAUUGAACAAGCCGGACAGGAACAAAGUACAGAAGGCCAAAUCGCUGGCAGUCAAGAGGCUGACUUAGAUCGCAAACAUGUUCGACCUGAAGAUAUUCCUGAAACUACCGAUAGCGCUCCUAGCCCAGCUCUUGAAUCAAUGAGCCAUGUUACAACUGUUUCUCCGGCUGGAAGUGACAAACCUCUUGAAGAACAUGCAACUGACGACAAACUCUCUGGCGAGGAACUCCUGCCCCAAACACCAUCUGUAGAGAAGGAUCAAGCUGGAGCUAUCCCAAGUGAAUCCCCAGAGCAGUUAGCCGGACAAGAAGAACCACAAGAACAAGGCGGACAAGACCAACGCCUUGAGGGCUCGGGCGAUGAGCAAAUCCAUCCUGAUAUUGCACAAAUACCAGAAGAAGCUAAACCAGAGCAACCAGAUUCAGAUAAGGAAUUGACCACCGAUGAGCUUAUGUCAGCCGUUUUAGAUAUUCUUAAAGCAACCGAUGCUCCAUUGGAAGAACAACCAUUAACAACUGAGAAAAUUUUAGAAAAACCAGCUGAAGAACUCGACGCUUCACUUGCCCCAGAAACUGAAGAAAGCAAACCGGCUGCUCCAGAACUUCCGAUUGAUGAACAAACUCACAAACCAAUCGAUCAAUCACUUGAAGAGAAGCCUCAAGAAAGUGCGGAAAAAGAACCACUUCCUGCUGAAGGACAAGAGGAGCCCAAGCCUGAAAUAGCAGAACCUAGUAUUGAUAAAGAACAGGCAAGUAUGCAAGGCGAACUUCCUUCAGAAACUCCUGCCCCUAGCAUCGAAGAGGCCGCUCAUUCAACCGAAACUUCUGUUGACAAACAAGACCAGGAAUUGGAACAACAAGAACCCGAAAAGCCACUAGAACAUGGUCAAGUUCCAGAAGAUAUCAACAUCCAUCAUCCAAGUGACGACAAAGAUCAUGUAUUCAGCAUGAUGGUAGACAACUUUGAAGAAAAGACAACUGCCCAGCCAGAAAUUGCUGUAGGUCAACCUGCUGAGGAACAACUUGCUGAAGGCCAAUCUACUGAAAGUCAACUUUCUGAAGGUGAACUCGUUGAAAGUCAACCUGCUGAAAGUCUUCCCGUUGAAAGUCAUCCCGCAGAAGGCCAAUCUGCUGAAAGUCUACCUGAAGCAAGUCAACCUGCUGGAAGCUUACCUAGCGAAAGUCAACCCACUGAAACUCAACCUGGUGAAGGCCAACUUGCUGAAAGUCAACCCGCAGAAGGCCAAUCUGUUGAGAGUCUACCUGCGGCCGGCCAAACCGAUGAAACCCUUCCUAGCGAAGGUCAGUCUACUGAAAGCCUACCCGCUGACGGUCAAUCAACUGAACGUCUACCUGCUGGAGAUCAUCCUGCUGAAAGUCAGCCCGCUGAAGGUCAAUCUGCUGAAAGCCUACCCACCGAAGGUCAACCCGCUGAAAGUCAGCCCGCUGUGGAUCAAUCUACUGACAGUUUAGCCGCUGGAGGUCAACCUACCGAAAGCCAACCCGCUGAAAGUGAAGGCGUUCAAAUUCCUGAGGCAGAACCCACUAUUCCAUCUGAAACAAUAAACCAAAUUAUCGAAGAUGCUGAACACCAAACCGAACUACCAGUAAAACAUACAGAAAUUGUUGGAACUAUUAAGCCGGAAGGUGAAUCCAGUACACAGCCUGGACAAUCUGCAGAACAACCUGAUAAAACAGGUGAACAUCCAUCCGACGAUGAACGCAAAGAAGAUAUUGCGUCAGAUCUCACAACAACUUCUUCAAUAUUAGCAGGAGCAGACAAACAAGGAGAGACACUAGAAACCGCCACAGAAAUUCAAGGCGAACAUCCAGGUCCAUCUGAAGCAGUACACACAGGUGAACCAUCUGAAUCCGCAGAGAGUGGAACUCCAUCGCCAGUUAUUCCAGAAAAAGAAGACGAGCACUUAGGCAGCGACAUAAAUAUCACUGAGGGAUCUGUUUCAGCAGACGACAAACAAGAAGGAUUAAUUGAGCAAACAGAAGCCACCAUCAAAAUUGACGAACAGAAGGAACAACUUCCAGAAGAACAUAUUGCCACCGAUCGUACUCCAAUUGAGCAAGCUCAAGAAGAAAAUCUUCCUACAGAGCAUGUCCCAGAAGAGCACACAAUUGCUACAGGUGAUCAAACCUUAGAAGCACAAACACCAGCAUCAGAACAACCUGCUCCAGCUAUUGAAGAACAUUCUCCUGCAUUAGAAGAGCAUGUACCAGCUCUAGAAGAACACACACCUGCGUCAGAAGAACAUGCUCCAGCUAUUGAAGACCAAACACCUGCACCAGUAGAACAUGAACCUGCUUUAGAGGAACAUACACCUGUUACAGAAGAACAUGCCCCAACUAUUGAGGAACAUACUCCUGCAUCAGAAGAACAUGCACCUGCUCUAGAAGAACAUACACCUGUACCAGAAGAACAUGCACCAGCUCUUGAGGAACAUACACCUGCAUCAGAAGAGCUUGUUCCUGCUCUCGAAGAACACACUCCAGCUUCACAGGAAGAACCUCUGAAAGAAAUUGACAGUGUCCCAACUUCACAACCAAUUCCCGAAGAAAACGUUAACGCUAUAGAUGGAUCACUUCCUGAAGAGCACGCAGCUGCUCCAGAGCAAGAAAUUCCUGAAGAACAGACAUCUGCACCAGCUGUACAAAUUGCAGAAGAACAUACGACUAGUUCACAAGAAGCCCACCCAGAAGGACCUGUUUCUAUCCCAGCAGACAGCUUGCCGGAAUCACCUGAAGAACUCGUCCCACAAUCACAUGUUACGGAAUCACCUGAAGAACUCACUCCUGAAGCACAUGUCACUGAUGGUCAACUUUUAGAAGGUGUCACAAGUUCACCAGCUCCUGCUGCUUCUCUUCCAGAUGAAACAAAACAAGAAGCACCUGAAAGUCAUCCCGAACCAGGUCAAUUACCUGAGAGUCAAACCGAAGCAGGACAUCUACCAGAAAGUCACACAGAAUUGGAACACCUUCCUGAAAGUCACACUGAAUCAGAACAACUUCCAGAGAGCCAAACAGAAACAGGCCAUCUACCAGAAACUCAUUUAGGAGCUGAGCCAGAAAGCCAUACUGAAUCAGAGCAGGUUCCACAGAGCCCAGAAGAAGCAGUACAUCUCCCAGAAAGCCAUCUAGAGUCUGAACAUCUCCCAGAAGGCCAUACAGAAUAUGAACAUCUUCCAGAAAGUCAAACCGAAUUAGAACAUUUGCCAGAAAGUCACACCGAAUCUGAACAUUUACCACAAAGUCAUACCGAAUCAGCGCAUCUUCCUGAAAGUCAUCCCGAAUUGGAACAGCUCCCAGAAAGCCAUACAGAAUCUGCAGAGGCGCCUGAGGGUCACGUUGAACUAGGAAGUCUUCCAGAAGGCCAUCCAGAAGAAGAACAUCUUCCUGAAAGUCAAACAGAAUUGGCCCACCUUCCAGAAAGCCAUACUGAAUCGGAACAACUUCCCGAAACUCAUGCCGAAGAUGCUGCUUCUCAAGGAUCUCUUCCAGAGUCUGGAUCUGAAUUAGAUGAUACGCUUAAGGGCGAAAUCUCCGAAAGCACAACAUUAUCUUCCUCAACAGCAGAAGAGGCUGCAAAACCAGCUCUUAUUGAUGAAGACUUAAAUAAAAUUAAACAACCUGCUAUUGGCCAAGAAUCUGGUUUAGGCGAAUCAACGACAGUGCAGUCAGUAGCCGACGAGAAAAUUUCAACGGAACAAGCCAUUCUUGAAGAAGCACACCCCGUCGCCCAAGAAUCUGAUGAAAGUGCCAAACCAGAAGAAGAAGCCGAUCAACAUCACAUUAAAGACCACCUUGCAACUGAACAAGCACCCACAAUUAAGCCUGAUGUUGAAGAACACAAAACAGAAUCUAGUCUAGCAAUUGAAGAAGCAACUCACAAGGAUAUCUCAACUGACGGUUUGAGCCAAACAACCGAAGCUUAUGAGAGUCUGAAUAAAACAGAACAUCACGGCGCAAUUGAUGCCGCUGCACCAGAACAUCCUCAAGAACAAGAAAGUAUCACACAUGAACCUCAGACUACGCAUUCAAGCCACCCGCACCAUCCACACAAACCGCAUUAUCCAACCAGCGGAGAAACCCACGAUGGCUUUGAUCACGGAAGCCAUCCAGCACACGGUCACCCAGGAAGCGGCCACUUUGGAGUGCCUGGAACAGACAGUCAACCAACUGAACCAGACUUUGGACCACUCCCAGGUCAUUACCCAUCAUUCGGUGGUGAUGAGGACUAUACAGAAGAAGAGGACCCAAGCGCCUUUGGACCAGGAACUUGCCGAUAUGGAGGCAAACUCUUUGUAUCUGCUCAACAAAUUCCUCGAGAUGAUCCAUGCGAUUUCUGCUUCUGCUUCCGAAGUGAUAUCAUCUGUUUGCAACAGUCAUGUCCACCACCAAUUUCGGGCUGCCAUGAAGAACCUAUUUCUGGUUUCUGUUGUCCACGAUAUGAAUGUCCUGUUUUAAUGGGCGGAGUACUUAAUUUAACCACAACAACAACAACCACAACCACUGUCCCACCUCUCGCACAACACCGUCCUAGUGAACUGAUUAAGAGGACCGGCUGCUACAUUGGUGGUCAAUCGUACAAGGUUGGAGAAGCUAUCGACUCGGCUAGUGGACCUUGCAUUCAAUGCUCUUGUGGCGGAGAUGGGCAGAUGAAAUGUGAACCGAAAGUGUGCACACCCGAGCCCAUGCUACGACAAAUGAUAGCUGUGGUCGCCUCUCGUCGGAGGUGAACAGCCUAAACGGAUAUUCCAUGAAAUGCACAUCGAAGCUGAGGACAAAAGACAUACACUUAUGUGGCAAAAUCAUCAUUUUUAACUUUAAGGGUGCCAAAUUAUAAAUUUAUUUUCGUUUUUAAACAUGAGAGACGAGAAGUACGCUGGAAUCAAUCUUAAACCUACAUGUUCAUAAAAUAACUAGAUUGUCUAAUCAAUGUAAACGUAUAAGCAAUGAGUGUCUAAUUAUGGAUAUGCUUUGUAGAGAAGAAAACAGAAAUUCAGUGAUAUUGUGCUUUAUACCUAGUGUAGGUGCAGUAGAUUACUUCAGACUUCAGCUCAAUUUCCAAUAACUGAAUAUUAGUCUAAAACGCAACAAAUUAUAAACAAGAACCAUUAAACGCACCAGUUAUCAUCCAUCCUAACGAUUAUAUUUAAACUCCCUACGCGAACUCAUUAUCACAUUUUCCAACUCGAAACAUCCUUCAUGCAUUCGGUGACUCGUACCCUCUCGAUGUAGUCCUUUCCACGAAUCCUUCGCUACUUCUCAUAUAUUUUUAAAGGAUAAUUACACUUGUGAUGGUUGGCGUAAUGUACUACAAUCGUGUAAUGCUAGGUAUACAUUAUUUUAUAACUAGUGCGUUUAAUCACUUAGCUUAGUUGAUUAUACUCGAUGAGACGAAUUUGUCCCACUGCUCGACUGACUGAAAUCUAUCAAAUAAAUUAUAAAAAAAUUGAAUAAUAUUGCCAAUAACUUUUCUACUUUUUUACUAAUGAUAAAAGUUAAAUAAGAGGAGAAAAACACGAAAGUAUAUAGAGAUAGUGUGUAAACGUUGAGUAAAGGUAGUAAUAAAUGAUAAUUAUAUUAAUUAAAUGUAUAUUUCGGUCACUUGAGCCUUAGGAUGAAGGGCAACGUAAUAUUUUAUUUAAGAAUUUUUAAAUUUUUAUUUUUUAAUUAAUAUAAUAAAAUGAAUAAAUAGUAAUAUCAACGCUCAUAUUUAUAUAAAAGGUAUAUUACAGACUCAAAUAUGGAUACAUGAGAAAACGUAUUUUUGAAAAAGAACUCAACAAGAACUACUACUUUUUGUAAUAAUCCUUGCGAUGAAUGGCACAGAGGCGUACACCAAUGAGACCUUGGCGUCAAGGUUCUAUUCAUAUGGUGUAUGCCCGUGUAUUUACACACAUACAAGUAUCUAGAUCAACCAAUUAAGUUUGUAAGUGCCCUUUUAUACAAAUAAAUAAAUUUUUUAUAAAAAUGUA
Molecule: messenger RNA, 9339 nt
Organism: Hermetia illucens (black soldier fly)
Lineage: Eukaryota; Metazoa; Arthropoda; Insecta; Diptera; Stratiomyidae
Product: titin homolog
Exons: 8
Coding region: 802-8097 (2431 amino acids)
Molecular function (GO): protein binding
Source: RefSeq, a predicted model, not a curated record